AUGAAUGUUUUAGCUCAGUGUGUCCAUUAUCUAUCUAUCUAUCUAUCUAUCUAUUUGAGUUUUUCAUCUGUGUAUCUAUCUAUCCCUCUAUUUCAAUCUGUUCGUCUAUCUAUCUAUCUAUUUCAGUCUGUUCAUCUAUCUAUCUAUUUCAGUUUUUCAUCUAUCUAUCUAUCCCUCUAUUUCAGUGUAUGUAUGUAUGUAUGUAUGUAUCUAUCUAUCUAUCUAUCUAUCUAUCUAUUUGAGUUUUUCAUCUAUGUAUCUAUCUAUCCCUCUAUUUCAAUUUGUUCAUCUAUCUAUUUAUCUAUCUAUCUAUUUCAGUCUGUUCAUCUAUCUAUCUAUUUUAGUUUUUCAUCUAUCUAUCUAUCUAUUUCAGUCUGUUCAUCUAUCUGUCUAUCUAUUUCAGUCUGUUCAUCUAUCUAUCUAUCUAUUUCAGUUUUUCAUCUAUGUAUCUAUCCCUCUAUUUCAAUCUAUCUAUCUAUCUAUCUAUCUAUCUCACUCUUUUCAUCUAUCUAUCUAUCACAAUAUCUUCAUAUCUAUCAAUUUAUCUAUCUCCCUCUGUUUAUAUCUAUCUAUCUAUCUAUCUAUCUAUCUAUCUAUCUAUCUAUCUAUCUAUCUAUCUAUCUCAAUGCCUUCAUACGUAUCACUUUUCAUCUAUGUAUCUCUCUUUCUCUAUAUUAUUUCAGUCUCUUUAUAUAUAUCUGUCUAUCUAUCUAUCUGUAUGUCUUUCUUUCACUCUAUCUAUCUCUCUAUCUAUCUCGGUGUAUCUCUUUCUAUCUUCACAUUUUAAACGGAUGCGAAUACACUGUUAUCUAUCUAUCUAUCUAUCUAUCUAUCUAUCUAUCUAUCUAUCUAUCUUUCCGAUAA
Messenger RNA from Acanthosepion pharaonis, 864 nucleotides. Lineage: Eukaryota; Metazoa; Mollusca; Cephalopoda; Sepiida; Sepiidae. The record is from the annotation of a GenBank genome assembly.